Molecule: messenger RNA, 1035 nt
Organism: Fomitopsis serialis
Lineage: Eukaryota; Fungi; Basidiomycota; Agaricomycetes; Polyporales; Fomitopsidaceae
Product: NAD(P)-binding protein
Exons: 5
Coding region: 1-1035 (344 amino acids)
Source: RefSeq, a predicted model, not a curated record
AUGGCUCUCAUACAGACUAAGAAACUCCUUCUCGUCAUCGGCGCCACUGGCGCACAAGGCAUCGCGGUCAUUGACGGACUACUUGCGCCUUCCGACGACGGCUCGCCAUCGCCAUACGCUAUCCGCGCCCUGACUCGGGACCCAGACAGUCGCCGCGCCAAGGAGCUCGCGGCGAGAGGCGUCGACGUAGUCCGAGGCGCAUUCGAUGACCUCGCGUCUGUGGCGGCUGCCUUGCAAGGUGUCUACGGUGCUUUCAUUAACACCGACGGCUUUACGGUGGGCGAGCAGAAGGAAACGUGGGCAGGCAUCAGGAUCUUCGAGCUGGCGAAGCAGACCGGGGUGCGCCAUUACAUCUGGAGUAACCUGGAUUACGGCUUCAAGCUGUCGAACUACAACACCACCUACAAAUGCGAGCACUAUGACGGCAAGGGCCGCGUCGCAGACUUCAUGCAAGCCCAACCGUCCAUCGUUAGUGAGACCGACAUGACGUGGUCUGUGAUCACAUCGGGGCCAUACAUGGAGAUGUUGUACAACUACAUGUUUGGUCCGCUGAAGAAGCGUGAGGAUGGCACGGUCGUCUUCGCCACACCGGUGGGCAACGGCCACGUCCCGAUGAUCGCGCUCGAGGACUUUGGGUUCUUCGCCCGCUACACCUUCGACAACCGGGAGCUCACCUCCGCGCAGGACCUGCAGAUCGCGACGGACAGGGUCGGCUGGGAGUAUCUGAAGGCCACCUUCGAGAAGAACAUGAAGAACGUCGACCAUCCCGUCGCGAACGAGCGUCCUUUCGGCGACGGCUCUACGACGUGGCGGCAGAACUUCAGCGCGUGGUGGGCCCUCUGGCGGGACGACAUCAUCCCGAGAGACUACGAGUGGGUCCGUCGCGUCCAUCCGACAGGGUAUACUCUGGAGAGCUGGAUGAGGGCAAAGAGGUACGGCGAGCAUCGUCUGUGGGAGAAGGUGACUCUUCUCAAGAAUACCGAGGAUGGAAAGAUGAUCAUGCCGGACCUUGACUAUAUCGAGAAGACCCUGUAG